This is a messenger RNA of Heterocephalus glaber (naked mole-rat), 2016 nucleotides long. Its product is annotated as putative inactive 1-aminocyclopropane-1-carboxylate synthase-like protein 2. Lineage: Eukaryota; Metazoa; Chordata; Mammalia; Rodentia; Bathyergidae. Gene Ontology annotation, molecular function: transaminase activity; pyridoxal phosphate binding. Gene Ontology annotation, biological process: biosynthetic process; amino acid metabolic process. The record is from RefSeq and is a predicted model, not a curated record.
AUGCAAAGAAAGUCGAUUUUAGGCAAUAGGAAGCUCCUGGGCAGAUUCCCCCUGGAAGGGAAAAGGUGGAUCUUAUUAGCACUUUGUACUUAAAAGUGGAGUUUGCAGACCCAAGCACAAGAUGAAAGCUUAGUGAACGGAGGAAGAGCAGGUCUCCGAGCCCCAAAGACUAAGGACAGUUUCAGCACGCGUAAGGAUUCUAGGCUGAAGGGCUGAGUAUGGAUAGCAACCAGGGUUUCAGCAAGCCUUCUGAGGCUCAGGCUGGUACAGGUACCGGGGAUACGAGCCAGGCCCCAUUGGUUAUGCAGCGUGACCAGCCAGGUGCCCAGCAGAGUGAUUCUGAAGCUACGUUUCUUAGCCAGACCCUGUCCAACCGUGGGGUUAAGAUCUCUACAUUUUACUACUCCAACUUCCAGGACUACGAGGCCUACCAAGGAGACAGAUACCACACCGUCCUGAACUCCUUGGGCUUCCUUAACCUUGGCAUCAGUGAGAACAGGCUGUGUGUUGAUUUGAUGACUGAAAGGUUGUGUCAGAAUGACAUGAACUACAUCGAGGAGCCCCUGCUGCAGUACCCCGACUGGAGAGGACAUCCAUUCCUGCGGGCAGAAGUGGCCAAGUUCUUGAGCUACUACUGUGGAUCACCUAUCCGCCUGAAUCUGAGAAAUGUGGUUCUUCUAAACAGCUGCUGUGCUGUCUUCUCUGCACUGGCCAUGGUUCUGUGUGACCCAGAGGAUGCUGUUCUGGUCCCUACUCCCUUCCAUAGUGGCUUCCUCUUUAGCGCCCAGAUGUAUACACAAGUUGAACUGAUUCCCGUCCACGUCGGCAGUGAGAUCACUAAUACAAACACCCAGCCUUUUGAGCUCAUGAUAGGCAAACUAGAGCAAGCCCUGCUUGAAGCUAAGACUAAGAAUAAAAAAGUCAAAGGCCUCUUGCUAGCCAACCCUCAGAAUCCUCUGGGCGAGGUCAACAUGAAGGAGUCAUUGAAAGAAUACCUGAAAUUUGCCAAAAGAAAUGAACUGCAUGUGAUCAUAGACGAAACAUACAUGCUGUCCGUGUUUGACGAAACCAUCAUAUUCCACAGUGUUCUGAGCUUAGAAAGUUUGCCUGACCCCAACAGGACCCAUGUGAUCUGGGGCAGUAAGGAUUUUGGCAUCACUGGCUUCCGCUUCGGCAUUCUGUACACCCACAACGAUGACGUGGUCUCUGCUAUGACCCCCUUUGGCUACCUCCACAGUGUCUCUGGCAUCACCCAGUACAAGCUGCGUCGCCUGCUCGGGGACAGAGACUGGAUCAACAGAGUGUACCUGCCCAUCAAUCACUCCCGGCUCCAGGAGGCUUAUGGGUAUGUCAUCAAGAGGCUGCAUGAGUUGGAGGAGCAGUUUGGGUUCAAGAUUACCUUUCGCAGCAUUGGCUGUGGCCUUUAUAUCUGGAUAAACUUGAAGAGGUUACUGGAACCGUGUACAUUUGAAGAAGAACUGGUCCUCCACCGCCGCUUCCUGGACCACAAGCUGAUAUUAUCCCGUGGCAAAUCUUACAUGUUCAAGGAACCUGGCUGGUUUCGCCUCAUGUUUGCAGAACAUUCCCAGCGACUAAGAGAAGCCAUGGAUCGGUUUGGUCAGGCGAUAGAGGAGCAGAAGCAAUACUGGAUACAGAAGAUGCUGGAAGAUGAAGUGACGUCAUAGCCUGUCUGCCUCAUCACAUGCUCAGGGUUCCUGGUAUCAGCCUCUGGUCCACAAGGCUGGGGCCUGAACCUGUGCUGCAUCCACACAAGUGGACUCCUCUAGGGACGAUACUGCCUGACUCGGUCAUCAACCUCUUUAAGAUGAGCAUCUGUCAUCUUUGGAAGCUUUGUGUCUUUUUAAUCUUUGCUAGCCAGUGUGUAUAUAAAAUGUUUUUAUUGGGAUUGGAGUGGAGGACAUAGAGGUGCCUGGAGGGAUCAAGGGAGCUCUCUGGGUCUCUUUUUAAAUGACUAUUUUUCUAUUCAGUGUCUAAUAAACUCUAUAUUUUCUUAAA